ACAAAUAAACAGUAGCUAGCUCUUUUACAAACAGGAAAACAAUACUUAUUUUUUAACUGACUUGUUCCAUGGCUUAAAAUCUAUUAUACCGGACAAAUCAGCUGUGGACGACAAUACACACUGUUGAGGGCUGCUUUGGUCCAGAGUUGACUUACAGUUUUGGAUGCAUGACGAGAAUCUGGAAGAUGACAACCGAGACCCACGUCAAGGACAUCAAGCCAGGACUCAAGAAUCUCAACGUUAUCUUCAUCGUACUCGAAACAGGACGAGUGACAAAGACAAAGGAUGGGCAUGAGGUGCGGACCUGUAAGGUGGCAGACAAGACAGGCAGCAUCAGCAUCUCAGUUUGGGAUGAGGUGGGCGGACUGAUCCAAACCGGUGACAUCAUCAGACUCACUAAGGGAUAUGCGUCUGUGUUCAAAGGUUGCCUGACUCUGUACACAGGUAGAGGUGGAGAGCUGUCGAAGAUUGGAGAGUUCUGCAUGGUGUACUCAGAGGUGCCAAACUUCAGUGAGCCUAACCCAGAGUACUCUAACAUGGACCAGACGAAAAACAAGACGGUACUCAGUGACCAAGGAAACCUACUGAACAACAACAAUAACAGCUCAUCUGGAGGCUUAGCUGGAAAUGAAGCUACCAGUGGGAACGGUGUAAAUUCUCAAGGUUCCAGGAGCUCGACUAAUCCUCAACAGGGAGGGCGGGCUGGCAGUGGUGUCGGCAGCAGAGCAGCCAAUCCAGGAGCAGGAGAGACAGCUGUCAGCAAUGGAAAGGAGACCAGACGUUCAGUGAAAAGAUGAUUGGAGCAGAAGGAAGCAAAUCCAUCCCUCUCCAGAAAUGUCAAAAGAUGAGACUAAUGCUGAGUUCGUAACCAAGUGGGAAGUGGGAAUUGGGAAUUUACCACCAUAAAGUUAGAUGACGCUAGAUGGAUAAAACCCAUUUUGGCAUGAACCUUGCUAUUGAGGGCUUCACCAUUUCAAUGUAAUCAACUGGCUGGGACUUCCUAUGGGUAAGGAAGCGGCACAUGAAAGAUGAGACAAGUUUUUCAUUAGUAAUUACCAGUUGGAGGGCCGUUCAAAUGUAUUUUUCCCUGGUUUGUUUACAAGGAACAGAGUUCACUAAAGGUUAUGUAACAAUCAAAGAAAAAAGUAUUUGUGAGAAAAGUAAUUGUUUUAAUGGGAAGCCAUAAUGUGUUUUUCAAAAGACCGGCAGGGAUAUUACCUUCCCUUUCUAUGUUUACAUUUUUUAAACAAAUCAAUGUGUUUUGUGCACUCACUGUUUUAGAUGUUUUUCAAUGAGAUGUCUAAAAUAUAAAAUUUAUAUUUUAACUAAUGUGCUUUGUAGGCUCUGUGUGCAAAAAGUAGCCCAAAGCUGACAGAUGGACAUGGAGUUGGAUUUCGGCAAUCAGAAAUCCUUAGUUGCUACAUCCAUUUUUGGACGUAUAAAUUAAUGAUAUAUACCUAUUGAUUGCUUGCGUACAACUUUUUGAUAUCUAUUAUACUUUUGAAA
This is a messenger RNA of Coregonus clupeaformis (lake whitefish), 1506 nucleotides long. RefSeq names its product SOSS complex subunit B1-B. Gene Ontology annotation, cellular component: SOSS complex. The transcript is spliced from 7 exons. The coding region runs from base 168 to 797 and encodes 209 amino acids. Lineage: Eukaryota; Metazoa; Chordata; Actinopteri; Salmoniformes; Salmonidae. Gene Ontology annotation, biological process: double-strand break repair via homologous recombination; response to ionizing radiation; mitotic cell cycle checkpoint signaling. The record is from RefSeq and is a predicted model, not a curated record. Gene Ontology annotation, molecular function: DNA binding.